Durio zibethinus is the source of this 835-nucleotide messenger RNA. RefSeq names its product 21 kDa protein. Gene Ontology annotation, biological process: negative regulation of catalytic activity. Gene Ontology annotation, molecular function: enzyme inhibitor activity. Lineage: Eukaryota; Viridiplantae; Streptophyta; Magnoliopsida; Malvales; Malvaceae. The record is from RefSeq and is a predicted model, not a curated record.
GUCGAGGACCUUCCGGUAUUUAAUGCAAUUUUAUUGAUAAAGAUACUUCGCAUUUGAUUACACACGUUACACCCGUGUCAAAGUUUAUCAAUCCCUCUAUAAAAUAAACAAACCUGUCAGUCUUUUAUUGUCCAAGAUGAUCUUUCUCUCAAGUUUUUUAAGGUUUUAGCUCUCCUAGAAGAAUGGCAAGAACCUCACUUGUUUUCCUCUUGCUUUCCCUUUUGUACAUUGCUUGUCAGGCCAGAUCUCCAACCGCUGCAAGCUCUCGUGCCUCAAAUUUCAUCAAGGCUUCAUGUAGUGCCACCAAAUAUCCAGCAAUUUGCGUCCAAUCUCUCAAAGCAUUUGCCCCUUCAAUCCAGCAGAGCCCCCGCCAAUUGGCUCAGACUGCCCUGUCCGUGAGCCUAGACAGGGCUAAGUCCACCCAGGCAUUCGUGUCCAAAAUGAUAAAAUUCAAGGGACUUAAGAAGAGGGAAUACGAAGCAAUCAAAGAUUGCAUGGAGGAGAUGAGUGAUAGUGUGGACAGGCUCAGCAAAUCAGUACAAGAGCUGAAGCACGUGGGUGAAGCCAAGGGUCAAGACUUCUUGUGGCACGUUAGCAAUGUGGAGACCUGGGUUAGUGCUGCACUAACCGAUGAGAACACUUGCGUAGAUGGGUUCGCAGGGCGGGCCUUGGAUGGUAAGGUAAAGGCCUCGAUCAGAGCUCGUGUCGUCAAUGUUGCUCAAGUCACCAGCAAUGCUUUGUCAUUGGUUAACCAAUUUGCCUCAAAGCAGUAAUAAGCGAUCAACCAAAUGUUGGUUGCUCUUGCAGAGAAGUUUUUUCUUUUUUUUUUUUUUUA